AUUCUCGGCUGGGACUUGGUGACUAUAGCUGGAGCUGACAGGGGAGAGGUCUGUAUCAGGCACCCUUGUAUUGCUCUGCACAGCAGAUCAAUACAAAGCAGCUUGUCCCCUAGUAAAUCACACCCAGCACACUAUGUAAAAUACAUGCAGCACACAGUUAACCCUUUGAUUUCCCCAGAUAUUAACCCCUUCCUGCCCAGUGUCAUUAGUACAGUGUCAGUGCUUUUUUAUUAGCACUGAUCACUGUAUUAGUGUCACUGGGGAUGUCAGUGGCAGUUAGUCAGUUCCCCCCAGUGUCAGAAUUCCCACCGCUGUCCCG
Molecule: messenger RNA, 319 nt
Organism: Staurois parvus
Lineage: Eukaryota; Metazoa; Chordata; Amphibia; Anura; Ranidae
Source: the annotation of a GenBank genome assembly